Molecule: messenger RNA, 1029 nt
Organism: Daldinia vernicosa
Lineage: Eukaryota; Fungi; Ascomycota; Sordariomycetes; Xylariales; Hypoxylaceae
Product: NAD(P)-binding protein
Exons: 3
Coding region: 1-1029 (342 amino acids)
Molecular function (GO): nucleotide binding
Source: RefSeq, a predicted model, not a curated record
AUGGAGCUGUGUUUAGACACUGUAUGUGUUGGUCUCUCUUUAUACGGCACCGCAAAGGAAUCAUUAUACAAACAUCCCCAUUAUACUCGCUUCAAUAUAACACGUAUCCGUGUUGCGCCCAUCGGCCCCUCCUCGUCUGCAAAGACCUGCUGGGCCGCCCAGGGUCGCCUGCCGUAUCUUUUAUCACCCCGGGGCAAAUCUCACUAUGAGAUUGUUGCGCUCCUUAACUCGAGCAUUGUGUCGGCAGAAGCAGCAAGAAACCACUUUUCACUUCCCUCGGAUGUGAGGACUUAUGGCGACCCAAAUGACUUGGCCUUAGAUCCGGACGUCAAUUUUAUCAUCUGUUGCACCCGAGUUGGUACUCAUAGCUUGACGACGGGGCCGUCUUUGCGAGCUGGAAAAGCUGUCUUUAUAGAGUGGCCCCUUGUAGAGAAUUACGAGGAGGCCGUUGCUUUGACUGCUAACAAACGUCUAGACAAUAGCAUCAUUAGGCUUCAGGGGCGUGUCUCGCCUAUAGUCCUCAAACCGAAAGACAUUCUCAAGUCAGGUCGAAUAGGCCGAAUAUUGAGUAGAGAUAUUCAUGCCUACGGUAAUCUCUUACCUAGGGACUCGCUACCAGAGGGUCUUUCAUAUUUGCAUAUCGAAAGAUUGGAGGCAAUCCCAUCACCAUUGCUUACGGGCACACUAUCGACUACGUGCACGAAUUUCUCGGGGAGUUUAUUUUGUUCAAAAGUCGGAUGCAGAUACAGACCAGUCCUCGCGGUUCUGGGUAAGGACGGGACUCGAAUCAAGGACAUAGAAAGCGACGUACCUGAUUUUCUGGCUGUUUAUGGGAAGCUGGCUAAAGGGAAGGCGGAUAUCGCGGAGGAUGCCACAUUAUCUGUUACAGAGCCGAUCAAGAUCAAGAUCCACGAUCAUGCUUCGGACGAGGUGAUUGAUGUAGAGUGGGACUGGGGAGGCUGGCAAAACGAACUCCCGUAUCGUUCUAGGAUCGUAGCGGAAUUGUAUGAGAGGUAUGCGCAUUGGUAG